Protopolystoma xenopodis is the source of this 1356-nucleotide messenger RNA. The record is from the annotation of a GenBank genome assembly. Lineage: Eukaryota; Metazoa; Platyhelminthes; Monogenea; Polystomatidea; Polystomatidae.
AUGCCACAAUCAUAUCCCAUUCCUUGCACUCGUCAGUUCACCUUUACUCGUCACUCGGAUUUCGUCUUGGAGGCUUUUUAUGCACAGCCUGAAGAGCUUCCGAAUGGAAAUGUUAAGAUUGGUACCUUUAAGGUUACUGGCGUCGUGCCCUCUGCUCCCGGCGAAUCUUGCACUAUCAAGAUCAAAGUUCGCAUCAAUGCAAGUGGCAUCUUUACUUUAUCACAUGCGCAAUUGGUUGAGAAACAAAUAAGGGAGGCGGGUGCUGAGGGCGAAGAAAUAGAGCAGUCUUCGGAGGCUCCUGCAAACGGUGACGCCUCUCAGACGGCCGGUCAAGCAAAUGAGAGUGAGGUUACUCCGCCUACUGAAUCUGCUGAGCUUAAGAAAAAGAAGAAAGUCUUUACUAAGCACAUAGAUUUGUGCAUGGUCCCUGAAAUAAUGCAAUUCAGUCAGCAACAGUUGAUGAAUUUCAUGGAGCGUGAGUCUCAGAUGAUUUCUCAGGAUCGGCUGGAGAGAGAGCGUUCAAAUGCCAAAAAUUCGGUAGAGGAAUAUGUCUAUUACAUCCGGGAUAAACUUUCGACCACUUGCGAACGCUUCGUACAGUCCUCUGACCUAGAUACCUUCUGUCACAAGUUGUCAGAGACUGAAGAUUGGCUCUACGGGGAUGGAGAAAAUCUUGCUAAGCAGGCUUAUCUGGAUAAAUUAAAGAGCUUACAACUGUUCGGAGACCAGGUUGAGAAUCGUGCCCGGGAAGCGGAACAAAGGCCAGGUGCCUUGGACAAAUUUAGGCGCACUGUCUAUGUAUGUCUUGCUUACUAUUAUUUUCAUUACCUUUUAUCUUUUCUCUGUCUUAAUGAUGAUAUAUAUAUAUGUCGAUUUAUAUAUUAUUUUGCUUACUAUGCUUUUCAGCAUAUUCACAAGGUCCUCGAUGCAAUUGAACAUCGGGAUGCAGCCUACAGCCAUCUGACUCCCGAGGAAGUUUCUCUCGUAAAGACUACGUUGCAGCAGAAGGAAUCUUGGCUUAAUCUUCAAGCACUACCUGAGAACAACAGGCAUCUAACGGAAAACCCCGUUGUUCUGUGUUCACACAUUACAGCUGAAAGAGAAGCACUGGAAUCGAUUUGUCUUCCCAUCAUUAACAAAGCCAAGCCAGUCCCCCCGCAACCAGCACCGACACCAGGUGUGUCGGCUCCAGUUGCGCCCGAGCAACAAAAUCAAACUGCACAACAAAGCGUUCGUGGUUCCGGAAAUAUGAUUGCUCCAAAAGGUGAGGUCGACCGAGGUCAUGGGACUACAGUUGACAAGCUCUCUGAAGUUAACGGCGACAGAAAUAGGAGCGAGGCUAUGGAGACUGAUUAA